Messenger RNA from Camellia sinensis, 1720 nucleotides. NCBI's taxonomy places the organism in Eukaryota, Viridiplantae, Streptophyta, Magnoliopsida, Ericales, Theaceae. The record is from RefSeq and is a predicted model, not a curated record.
CUCAGCUCUAAUUUGAUCUUUGGUCUCGCUGAUCAAGUGUAGUUUUCGAAUUGUUGUAAUUUCGAUUCCCUAGAUAUCAAUUUCAAUUGUUUAGAGUUCUAGGACUAGAAAUUUUAGGAUGUACAUAUUUGAAUGCUUUUAGUCUGUAAAAAUUCGUUGUUGAUUAAUAAUUUUUUGUGUCUAUAAGAACACUUCGAAGGUGCGAUUGAAAGGUUUAAUCGAAGGUGCUGCUGAUUGAUUCUCUCCUUCGAAGGUGUGAUUGAAGAGAUUUUGGUUUAAAAGGCUUACGGAGAAAGCAGAAAAUAGAGUUUCUGCGAAGCAUUAGGGUUAAUUUUUAGGUUGGAUCCUUUAACCAUAAUUAUAAAAAAUAAAAAAAAAUAAAAAUAUCGGCGUACCGCAGCCGUACCCUUAUCAUACUUUUUUUAGAUUUUGCCGUAUCGGCGUACCCACACUCGUACCCGUACCGUACUCGUAUCCGCACCCGUGCUUCUUAGGCAAAUGGAGUCUCACAGCGCCGGACUACGCCGUGUUCUGGUGCUCGCCUUUUGCGUCGCAGGCAUUUGGUCAGCUUAUAUUUACCAAGGAGUCCUUCAAGAGACUGUGUCCACCAAGAGAUUUGGCCCAAACAAAGAGAGGUUUGAAAGCCUAGCAUUUUUGAAUCUGACACAGAGUGUAGUUUGUUUCAUUUGGUCAUUUAUUAUGAUAAAGCUUUGGUCUAGUGGUAGUAAUGGCGGUGCUCCAUGGUGGAGUUACUGGAGUGCUGGCAUUACAAAUACAAUUGGCCCAGCUAUGGGGAUUGAAGCUUUAAAGUACAUCAGUUAUCCUGCCCAGGUCCUUGCAAAAUCUUCAAAAAUGAUACCAGUGAUGCUGAUGGGUAGCUUAGUUUAUGGUAUUAGAUACACUUUUCCAGAGUAUGUCUGCACUCUCCUGGUUGCUGGUGGUGUUUCGAUGUUUGCACUUUCAAAGACUAGCUCAAAGACAAUAAGCAAGCUGGCGCACCCAAAUGCUCCACUUGGAUAUGGGCUGUGUUUCCUUAAUCUUGCUUUUGAUGGAUUUACAAAUGCUACUCAAGAUUCAAUUACAUCAAGGUACCCGAAGACAAGUGCUUGGGACAUAAUGUUGGGUAUGAACAUGUGGGGUACCAUUUACAAUACAGUCUUCAUGUUUGGAUAUCCGGGCGCUAGUGGAUACGAGGCAGUUAAAUUCUGCAAGUUGCACCCAGAUGCAGCGUGGGACAUUUUUCUCUACUGCCUGUGUGGUGCAGUGGGCCAAAAUUUCAUUUUUCUAACCAUAAGUCGAUUUGGUUCUCUCACUAACACUACCAUCACCACCACUCGCAAAUUUGUCAGCAUUGUGGUGUCUUCACUUCUUAGUGGAAACCCGCUAUCAACAAAGCAAUGGGGGAGCGUUUUCAUGGUUUUCUCAGGGUUGUCGUACCAGAUUUACCUCAAAUGGAGGAAAUUGCAGAGAUUUCAGAAGAAGAGAAAGCCCAUGUGAAGUCCAUGAUAUAUUAUUGGUGUAACUGAGAGGUUCAAUAUCACAUUUGAAUAUAGACAAAUGUAUCGGAGUAGAUCUUAUUUUUCAAGUCUCUACAUGUAGUUAGGGGAAGUUUUGACGUGUUGUUGGAAUGACAUGAGUUUUAAAACCAGUACCAGUUGGCUUCGACUGAAAUUUGAUAUUAUUAAAUUUUUGAUAAUUAUGUGAGCAUUUGUUGUGUACC